Aspergillus japonicus CBS 114.51 is the source of this 1122-nucleotide messenger RNA. RefSeq lists its product as uncharacterized. The coding region runs from base 1 to 1122 and encodes 373 amino acids. The transcript has a single exon. The record is from RefSeq and is a predicted model, not a curated record. NCBI's taxonomy places the organism in Eukaryota, Fungi, Ascomycota, Eurotiomycetes, Eurotiales, Aspergillaceae.
AUGCAGUCCACCAUUAUUUCCACCUUGCCCUUAAGUGACCUGAAGCCCACUAACCCAGCUGCAGCGACCAUCAACAAGGUCAAGCACCUGGCAUCCUACAACUGGAUUGAAGCACCCGAGCCUACCAUCGCCGUUCCCGGGUGUCCCAAUCGCUGGACUCCCCCCUGGCGACCCGGCCAAUAUACAAUCAAGGUCCCCAGAGACUCCGCGGCAGACGGUCCUUCAGAGAACGCGGCGCGCCAUCCCGCCAGCCCCAUGGAGCCCCUUUUCCGCGCGCUGUACCUCCAGCGGCCGGAUUUCGACAUUCGAUGCGUUGACCUCGUGACCGACCGCAGCAAUAUUCGCAAGCUGUUGUCGGUCAUCAACCCGAAUCUUGACAAGAGGGUGCUCGCUACCGUCACGAUCCACGUCGAGCGACAGGGCAGGACCGUCCUUCUCUGCUGCGAGGAGUCGUCGACCAGGGAGCUUAUACCUCGCACGCCGUUCCGUGGAUACGGUCAGGAGUUUGAGAAUGCGACCACCACCAGCUGUGUUCCAGGCAGCACCAGUCACUACCGGAUCACGUCUUACGACUUGGGAGGAUUGUCCUGUGUGGUCCGCUACGAGGCUGAUAGCUACGUGGAGCAGAGAGGAGGCCACAAUCUGCACGCGACGCUGGACACGAUGCUGGUCUCGUUGGAAAUCUCCGACUCUCCAACCCUUAUCUCCAGGCACUCACCAUUGAGGGUUUGCGCAAGAGGCCUAGUAGUUCCGCCGGAUUCCAUUCUCGAGAUCAAGACCUCGGCCCCUGGAAGGAGACUGGAGAUGGACAAGGUUCUGCCCCAGAUGUGGGUGUCCCAGACCUCGCUGUUGGUUUGCGGCUACUACGACAAGAAAGGCUUGUUCACGGAGUGCCGGCCGACAAACAUUGGACCGGAGCUCACUGAAUGGGAGAUGAACCAUCAGGCCGACCUGAAGCGGCUGGUAGCUCUACUGAAGUGGAUUAUUGCUUCGGUGCCCACAAGUGGCCAGAAGGCGACGCUGGCUUAUGACUCGUGUCGCAACGAGUUGGUGAUCUAUCAGGCGAAGCGUCCAAAUUUGCUUCCUAUUGACCCUUACGAGAAAUGGAGAGGUCGGAAUUAG